Amphibalanus amphitrite is the source of this 2531-nucleotide messenger RNA. RefSeq names its product dnaJ homolog subfamily B member 6-like. The transcript has 6 exons. Lineage: Eukaryota; Metazoa; Arthropoda; Thecostraca; Balanomorpha; Balanidae. The record is from RefSeq and is a predicted model, not a curated record. Bases 837 to 1622 code for a protein of 261 amino acids. Gene Ontology annotation, molecular function: Hsp70 protein binding.
GCAGGGCGGGCAGUUUCACUUUCCCUCAGAUGGCCCGCGUGCGGUCCUCGUCGGAGACGGUGCGCUUCCGCGAUAGCUGGAGCCAAUUAAAAGAGUUCCUCGGUUUUUGCUAACCGCUGACCUCAGCUGUCGUCCUGGAUUUGAGUCAGCUUGUUUGAUGUUGACCUGCCGUCUUUCACGGGCUAGUAAUUGUAUCUGAUAGCAGAACUUGAGCUAAAUUGAAGUUGACUUCACUGAUGGCAUUUUUCGUGAAAAGAUCUUCAUCCAAAGGCGGCUCACGUUGGGCCGCACGGACACCAGGAACCUAUCGCCUGCCGGUGGGCGGUUCGCCUGUCUCGGGUUUUGCGAUGCACACGGCCGGCCGCAGCCAGCUGCCGUGUGAUCUCUGGUCCGUGGGUGAGUGAUAUAUUCCGGCUGACAUGCCCGGCCGACCGGCCGUGUGUCGGGUCGGGGUUGUCGGCCGCCGUCGAGGGCAGCCGUCCCGGCCCGUGCCGUCUGCCGGCCCAGGGGGCGCCUGCGCCGCCGCCGAGACCGCUGAGCCCAGUGCCCACUGUCGGCAGCCAGUCGUCCGCCAGACUCCGCCGGGUGGGGUGCCGCUGCUCCUCCGAUAGGAGACCCUGACAAAGCUCCCACCGGCGCGCUCUCAGCUCUCAGAAAGCUCUCUGCCCUGAGCAACGUGGUUGUGUGGUGUCUGUGAACGGCUCGACGAGCAACGAGACGGCGGAACCGCACGAGUGAAGAGCGAGGCAGGGCUGGAGGCGCUGCCCCGUACUGCGUCUCGGAGCAGAUAAUACCCCCAAACAGGCCGGAGGCGGGCCUGACCUCCCACGGCCACCAUGGUGGACUACUACAGGACGCUAGACGUGCCCAAAUCAGCCACCGUCGAACAGAUCAAAAAGGCAUACCGUAAGCUAGCGCUGAAGUGGCACCCGGACAAGAACCCCAACAAUAAGGACGAGGCGACUCGGCGGUUCAAGGACAUCUCGGAGGCCUACGAGGUGCUCUCAGACGACAAGAAGCGGAAGACGUACGACCGGUACGGCAAGGACGGCGUGCGGAGCGGCGGCCCGAGCCCGUCGGCGCCGCACCACCACCACUUCAGCGGACAACACGCCGGCGGCUUCGACGACGACUUCUUCUUCAGCCACCACGCGUUCCGCGACCCCAACGACGUGUUCCGGGAGUUCUUUGGCGGCGACCCGCUGGCCGACCUGCUCGAUGACCUGCUGACGUCCGGUCUGAUGGAGCCGCGGGCCGGCCGGCGGGCGGCGCGCCGGCAGCACUCGGCCGCGCCCGACCUCAUGUCGCCGGCCCUGUUCUCGCCGUUCGGCGGCCUGGGCGGCUCGCUGGGCAUGAUGGCCUCCAUGAUGGGCAUGAUGGACGACAUGGAGCCGGGCGCCGGCUUCGUGGGCGCCGAGUCGUUCAGCGCCCACCUGGGGCCCGGCGGACACGCCGUCAAACGCACCUCCACCAGCACCAAAUACGUCAACGGAAAGAAAAUCACCACCAGAAAAGUGUUUGAGAACGGCCGGGAGAAGCAGGUGGAUACCUAUGAGAACGACGUGCUCAAGCACCGGGUACUGAACGGCGUGCCGCAGCGGCUGUCGGCGCACGCCCGCUAAGGCCCGCGCCCCGCGUCCCCUCCAGGUGAUAAAUCCGCAGUGUCCGCCACGCCGCGCCACUCCGCUAGUCCGUAGUCGCCGCGGUCCACUCGAGGCGAUCGCUCCCUCCUCUGCCCGUCAUUGGGCGCUCGAUGUUCGCGUUUUAGUGAAUGUGUCGCCACCUGCCCGGCCUGACGCCGGAGUUGGCGGUCUCUGAGCGACAGAAGAGUGUCGGAGGCUGGAAAGGCGGCUCCUGGUGGCCGUUGGAUGAGUCCAGGAUGGAAGCACGAGUCCAGUCGACACAUGGAAUGCUGAACUCGAUAGGCAGUCUGCGGACAACUGGAUCUGCCCGCGAUCACAGACGGCCGUCGGGCGAAACUGGACAGAACGUCAGACGUCACUGGCGAGCGGACAGUGGAUAUAUGUGUUUGGUAGCCCAGACUGGUGAAAUUAUGUGUACAGUACAGUGAGAUAAUCGCAACCAGACCAGUGAGUAGUGUGUACCGAGUGACACUCGAACCCGUGAAAGCCAAGACAGGACUUUGGCGGUAUGUGAUCGAGGAAAUCGAACAGUGUAUGUAUGCAGGUGUCCACGAUAUGAGGACUUUCUGAGCGCCGAGUCGUAUCCGUGUUGUGCUAACAGGGGUUGGAAUUUGACUGUGCGUCCCGACGUGCGUAACGAUGUAUGACGAGCGGCGCAAAUUGGACUGUGAAGGGGUAGGUACCGCCGGGGCGCCGUCAGUGACCCCAGAGGUCACCGGCGGGUCAGCGGCGCUAGUUCGGAGCUUUCAGUGUGGGCGGGGCGCCGCCGCGCCCGGCGCACACCGAUCAGAUAUGUCACAGAUACGUAUAUCUCUGCGUCAGAUACUGGAAACAGCAGCACAUCAGUGGCUCGAUAUUAUCAAUAAAUGAUCGUCAUGUGUUUAAACA